Messenger RNA from Hippocampus comes (tiger tail seahorse), 2315 nucleotides. It is a transcript of the gene bcl2l1, whose product is annotated as BCL2 like 1. Gene Ontology annotation, cellular component: mitochondrial outer membrane. The coding region runs from base 322 to 999 and encodes 225 amino acids. Lineage: Eukaryota; Metazoa; Chordata; Actinopteri; Syngnathiformes; Syngnathidae. Gene Ontology annotation, molecular function: BH domain binding. Gene Ontology annotation, biological process: intrinsic apoptotic signaling pathway in response to DNA damage; extrinsic apoptotic signaling pathway in absence of ligand; regulation of apoptotic process. The record is from RefSeq and is a predicted model, not a curated record. The transcript has 3 exons.
GGUCUUGGUACGCGGAACCUGCUGCCACAACGAGCCAGUAGCCUAAUAGCCGAGCUCGACGGGCUAGCAAUGACUGGAUUGUUCCUUUCGCGUGUUUUCUCCAAGCCGCGGGGACCAGGCAUGGUUCUGUGGAAACCGCCGUACAAGGUCUGAACUGGUUUGUCAGCCUUGUGUUGUUUUUCGGUUCCACCCCCUCAAGUGUCCUCUGGACCUCGGCUGGCCAUGUUGGUCUGAAGAAAGGGAGGUGUUGCGUGCGUGCGUGUUCACUCGAAGAGACCCGGAGCGAAGAGAAGAAGCGCUUUUUCCAAGAUCGAUUUCAAUAUGUCUCAAAAUCGAGAACUGGUUUUGUUUUACAUUAGGUACAAACUUUCCCAGAAAAACUACCCGCUCAACCACAUAGGACUCAGACAGGCAUUGAACAGGACUGAUGGCAGGGAGGAAGCCUCAGGCGAGGAGGAGCAGCGGGUACAGACGCCUGCCAAUGGGACGACCAACGGCACCAGUCCCCCGGCGUCGCCGCUACGAGAGGCGGCGAGCCUGGACGCGGUGAAGGAGGCCCUGCGGGACUCGGCCAAUGAGUUUGAGUUGCGCUACUCCCACGCCUUCAGCGACCUGGACAAACAGCUGCACAUUACACCGGCCACUGCCUACCAAAGCUUUGAGAACGUUGUGGAUGAGGUGUUCCAGGACGACGUCAACUGGGGCCGCAUCGUGGGGCUCUUCGCGUUCGGCGGCGCGCUGUGCGUCGAAUGCAUGGAGAAGGAGAUGAUCCCCCUGGUUGACAGGAUCAUCGAGUGGAUGACGGUGUACCUGGACAACCACCUUCAGCCCUGGAUAGAGAGCCAAGGAGGAUGGCAACGCUUUGCCGAAAUUUUUGGCCACGACGCGGCAGCGGAGGUCCGCCGCUCCCAGGAGAGUUUCAAGAAGUGGCUUUUGGCCGGGGUGACCUUGGUGACCGGGGUCGUGGUGGGCUCGCUCAUCGCCCAGAAGCGCCUGUGAUGACCUCUCAUUUUACACACCCUCACACACUUAACGCAUCCACAAAAAUACAUGACGGAAGUUGAAUUGAAAUUUCCGAUUCCUGAUGUUGACUCCUGCCAUCACAUGUUGGACGGAGAAUUAACCUUGUUUUUGGACUGUUGUGAGAAACAAGUGGAAGGGAGGGUCUUUGUGUCCACGUUCCCCCCUCCACCCUGGCACUAAACCUCAGCAUAAACACGUCGGCAUGUUAUCGUUUCAGGAAUUUAUUCCUUUUUAUGCCUCCUGUUUGUUUUUUCCUCUGUAAGUGUGCACACACACAUUAGUUCUACCGAAGUUCCCCAUUUUGAUUCUCCCAGGAGGCUAAAACUUAAAUGGACAGCGAGACUGCGUGAACCAGCCUGACAAACGUACAAUGCAGUGUCCACAAAAAGUUAGGGCUACUGGGCUUUUAGGGUGCAAUUUCAGGAUGAAUCGAAAUUGCACUAUUACCUUUAAGAGAAGAUUCGAUGAAAGUUGACCUGUAAAGGCUGUAGUACAUUCUAGGUUCAUCCUGGAAUAGCAGCAAAAUCUCGAUAGCUAUUUUUGUGAGUAGAGUGUGUGUAAUCUCAGAAGAGCUGUUAAAAUAAACAUCCAAACCACAAAUGAUCAGAAGAUAAAAUUCUGAACAUUUGUUCGCAUCAUCUUUCUUUAUACAUUUAGUUUGUCCCCAUACAACUAGUAACAGGUUCCCAAAACUUGAUCCAAAUUGACAGCAUGCUUUCAGCCUUGGCUACUGCGCUCAUCCACUGUCGACACCGCUCCUGGCUCUGGCAGGCAUCGCUUGGCUGUGCCAUAUGGAAAGUGAUAGGGGGAUGUGGUUACCGGAACAGUGUGGAGUGGCACCUUCCUGCCAAGUCACCCCCCCUCCCCCUAAAUACUGUUUCGCAUGGUAGUUAAUGUGUGGUGCUUUUUGUUUGAGACAUUUUAGCUGUCCCCAUCCUCAUUUUGUGCUUUUAGUUACAUUUGGAUUUUUAAGCUAAUCGAAGCCCAGCACUCCCGGCUGAUAUAUUGCUCAAUUUUGAGUGAGGUUUUAAUUUUUUUUUAACCGUUUACGUUCAGCCAGAGCACAGUAUGUGUGCGUGUCUGUGUGUGUGUUGGGAAGGGGGCAUUUUGUCCUCGUCGACUAGACAGUAGCUGACAAAUGCAGCAAACGUAGCAGCUCACACCGCAGAUAGGACAUCUGUCAGCAUGAACAUGUUAGGUAUUUGGAUGUACAGUUGUAAUGUUUGGUAGCACUGAUCAUUUAACACCCCCGUUAAACAUUUUGAAUGAGCAGUUAAUAAAAGUUUAUGACA